UUUGUACAUAAAAAUAAAUUUAUUUGAAAAAACCGUUUGGGCAGUUAAUUGAAAAUAAAAUGACUCGUGGUAACCAGCGUGAAUUGGCCCGUGAGAAGAACAAAAAGAAAAUGGAACAAUUGAAGAAGAGUCAAGGAAAGAGCGGGGAUGUCUCAACCGAGAAGAGGAUGGAAACGGAUGCCGAAAAGAUGCGCGAAAAGCAACGGAAAGCAGCCGAGAAAAAAGCUGCUGAUGAAGCUGCCGCUGCUCAACAACAAUCCAAAGUUGUGAAGGUGGAUCCGUUGACGAUGAAGGAAUAGGGAGAAAAAUUUGAGGAUAUUGCAAAAAGGAAGAAAUGAUGGAAAGAUA
Molecule: messenger RNA, 348 nt
Organism: Meloidogyne enterolobii
Lineage: Eukaryota; Metazoa; Nematoda; Chromadorea; Rhabditida; Meloidogynidae
Source: the annotation of a GenBank genome assembly